Messenger RNA from Polyodon spathula (Mississippi paddlefish), 2095 nucleotides. Its product is annotated as zinc finger MYND domain-containing protein 11-like. The transcript has 16 exons. Lineage: Eukaryota; Metazoa; Chordata; Actinopteri; Acipenseriformes; Polyodontidae. The record is from RefSeq and is a predicted model, not a curated record. Gene Ontology annotation, biological process: regulation of transcription elongation by RNA polymerase II. The coding region runs from base 177 to 2024 and encodes 615 amino acids. Gene Ontology annotation, molecular function: DNA binding; transcription corepressor activity; protein binding.
UGUGUUCAGUCUGCGAUCACUGUGUUUACUCUCCAUAGCUCUAAACUGUGGAUAGAGAUAAUCAUUUAGACACAAGGAAAACUCUUCCGGGAAUACAAAUGUAACACAUUUACCAAACACACACGGGUUUUACAGAACCGCCAGUUAGUGAAACGCGCAUCCCCAACGAAGGUUAAAUGAGUAGAGAUACCAUGUCACGUGUAGCAAAGAAAAGGCAGGCAGACCCCAAAGUGGUCCAGUAUAUAUGGGCAGCCAUUGAAGUCAUCCGGAAUCAGAAACAAAUUGCAAACAUGGACAGAAUAUCAAAGUACUUGACACGAGUGUUCGGCAUGCAUCCCAAAGAGACCAUGCGACAGCUGGGCCAGGCUGUGAAGGACGGGCUGGUUGUGGAGACGCUGACCGUGGGCUGCAAGGGCUCCAAGGCCGGAAUCGAGCAGGAAGGAUAUUGGUUGCCUGGAGACGAGAUUGAGCAGGGGACUGAAGGCAGUAAGGAGUGGGAGUCGGAAAGCCACGACUGGUACUGCUUUGAGUGCCACCUCCCGGGAGACGUGCUGGCCUGCGACACGUGCUUCCGGGUCUACCAUCUCAAAUGCAUGUCAGAAGAGUGGAAGCCGAGGGAGAGCAGCGCGCAUUGGCAUUGCACCGUCUGCAGGACUAGCAAAAAGAAGAGUUUCAGUAAACAUGAAAUGAGCAAAUACCUGCGGUUCAUUGUGCAGCGCAUGAAGGAGAGGGCAAUAGACUUGAAUAAGAAAGGGAAAGAUUGCAAGCACCUGAUGUACAAAAGGCUGAUUCACAUGCCGCUGGAUGUUUCAAACAUACAGGAGAAUGUCAAUGAAGGCAAAUAUAAAAGUUUUGAAGAGUUCAAAGCUGAUGCCAAGCUGAUCGUCCACAACACAGCAAUUCUGUAUGGAGUUCACAGUGACCAGGCUGAAAGAGCAAGGCUGCUCUACAGUGACACAUGCCAUGAGCUGAAUGAACUGCAGCUCUGCAAAAACUGUUUCUAUUUGUCAAAUGCACGACCUGAUAGCUGGUUUUGCUACCCAUGCAUGCCGAAUCACGAAUUAGUUUGGGCCAAAAUGAAGGGGUUUGGAUACUGGCCAGCAAAAGUGUUACAAAGAGAAGACAGUCAAGUGGAUGUACGAUUCUUCGGUCACCAGCAUCAGAGGGCCUGGAUUCCCGCAGACAACAUCCAGGAUAUCAAGGUGAAUGUGCAGCAGCUGCAGGUGAAGCGCAGCAUGGGCUGGAAGAAGGCCUGCGAUGAGCUGCAGCUGCACCAGCGCUUCCUGCGAGAGGGGAGGCUCUGGAAAACCAAGGUGGAGGACAGACACGAGGAAGAGGCAGAAUCCGGCAUCUCCUCCACCAGCAAUGAACAGCUUAAGGUUACCCAAGAGCCCAAAGCAAAGAAAGGGCGCCGCAGCCAACAUUUGGAACCCAAAGAAGAAGACCCAGAGCCUGAGAUUGAGGCAGUCAGUUCCAGUCAGGAGAUCCCCACAACACAUCACCAGCCUGAAAAGGUUUCCGUCUCGACUCAGACCAAAAAAACAAGUGCCUCCUCCCCAAGAACACUGCCCCGGAGCACCCAGACGAACAACGACGGCGUGUGCCAGAACAUGUGCCACGAGAAAUACACCAAAAUCUUCAACGACGUCAAAGAGAGGAUGAAAGCUGAUAACAAGCGAGAGACUGAGCGAGUGCUACGAGAAGCCUUGGAAAAGCUCCGCACAGAUAUGGAGGAGGAGAAACGGCAGGCCGUAAACAAGGCCAUGUCUAACAUGCAGGCAGAGAUGGACAGAAAGUGCAAGCAGGUCAAGGAGAAAUGCAAGGAGGAGCUGGUGGAAGAGAUCAAGAAAAUGGUCUCGCAGCACAAACAGCUGGUUUCUCACACCAAGAAGAAGCAGUGGUGCUAUAACUGUGAGGAGGAGGCCAUGUACCACUGCUGCUGGAACACGUCCUACUGCUCUAUCAAAUGCCAGCAGGAGCAUUGGCACACAGAGCACAAACGCACCUGCCGCAGGAAGAGAUGAAGCUGCUCUCCUUUGCGUCAUCCUGUCAGUGACUCGCAUUAUUUUUAUAAACACAAAAUUGGGUAGUUUUC